Messenger RNA from Setaria italica (foxtail millet), 843 nucleotides. RefSeq lists its product as uncharacterized. Bases 60 to 317 code for a protein of 85 amino acids. The transcript has a single exon. The record is from RefSeq and is a predicted model, not a curated record. Lineage: Eukaryota; Viridiplantae; Streptophyta; Magnoliopsida; Poales; Poaceae.
CCCCUUUUUAUAGCAUCCUUUGAGUGAGGCUCACUUCUCGCUCAACAAGCUCUGGAGCAAUGGAAGGGCUGAUACCGUUGGUGUACAGGGCCAUCGUGGAGUACAGGAAGGCGAGGGAGGCCGUCGCCAUUGGGAGCUUCCUGUACGGCGACCAGCCGUGUGGCUCGCGGGCGUCGUCGUCGUCGAGGCUCUUCGGCGACCCUGAUGGCAGCUGGUACGCCGCCACGUCGCUGUCCCCGGCCGCGUCCCCGCCGGCGAGGGCCAGCCUGGUGUCUCCCCUCCUCCGAUCGGCGUCGCGUCGCCGUUGCGCAGGUUAGUGCACCGUUUGGAGUUGAGCACAGGGAUUUGACGGUAUUCUGGCCGGAACAAGACGGCUGGAUUGUGUGAAACGCCUGUGUUCCAAACGGGCCUAUAGCGUGUACAGAGUGAGAUGUACAUGUACUGUACAUUACCUAUACGGCUAUACCAGGUGUGUGAAUAAGCUCUUGAAAGAAAAGGGUGUGUUCUGAAUAAGGGCAUGAUCAGGGGGUGCUAUCCAAAGGAGCACCUCAACUGACAAAGCAAAGAUGCUGAAUGCCCAGGUGGCUGUAUAGUGUAUGUAUGGUGCUGUUGCUGCUGAUCAAGCAGCGCCCAAGUGUGUAUGUGUUGUACUGUACGUGCUGGAAGUUCCAGCACUAGAUGAGACAAGAGUGGUGGGAUGAUGUUGAGUUGCGGGUGUACGUAGCAAUAAGAAUGUGCUCAACUUUAUGCGAGUGACCAAUAAGUGCAAGAUGUGAGGUCAAUGUUGGGUGAGAGAACAAAAUAAGAUAAUAGCUCAUACCAUAUUCAGUGUUCUGCUUUUGA